GUUACAUUGUCGGCUUAGCCAGUGUGAAUCCAGAAUUAAGGUCCUCAACAUUUAGUCGUGUCCAUCUUUCUCGCCAUCUUGGUCGUGCCCUUGUUUUUUUCCGGAAUAAUUUCAUGGGAAAUAAGGGGUCGAGAUGACGAGGAGGGGACCCACGACCCAGCAUCAGCAAGACCAAGAGGAAUCAAUAAAACUAACAGCCGACUUCGUUCUCUAACAAAAGCGGCAGGCAGUCUGGACCACUGGGUGCAUUUGCACGUGCCUCCACUAGGAAAGCUAAUCGCGGUCGCGACGCGUUCUCAGAACAGGAGCGUUGAAGAACGGCGCAAAUGCCUCUUACCUGCUUUAGAAGUACGAAAGGAACAAGUGCACUCACAUCACUCAAGAAAUUGGCCAGUAGUACUUUAGUAGCUACUUUUCGUUGAGUGUCGCUCGUGAGUGCACUUGUUAUUUUUCCUUUCAUACGAAGCGGAGGUGGGGAGAGCAGUUGCUGAUGUGGAUGGGCUGAUGGAGAUGAUGAGAGAUGCAAAGUUUAAGGCUAGGCUUUCACUAUCCGAUGUGGACUAGUAUCCUGAGUGGAGUGUCGUCCUGUGAAUAUUUAUCAAACGUGGAUUAGUAGAAUAGUCUCUCUCAACAAGACGCCAUACAUUCUUAAAGGAGAAAGAAAACGAGGGAGAAAGAAAACGAGGAAGGUCCCCCAAGAACCAGGCAUAGUGAAAAAACUAGCGUUAACAAGUCGAUCUUCAAGAGAACAGGCUCCGGCACGAUACUGCGGCAAUCG
Messenger RNA from Amoebophrya sp. A25, 778 nucleotides. Lineage: Eukaryota; Dinophyceae; Syndiniales; Amoebophryaceae. The record is from the annotation of a GenBank genome assembly.